Molecule: messenger RNA, 4644 nt
Organism: Brassica napus (rape)
Lineage: Eukaryota; Viridiplantae; Streptophyta; Magnoliopsida; Brassicales; Brassicaceae
Product: E3 ubiquitin-protein ligase SINA-like 5
Exons: 2
Coding region: 3067-4077 (336 amino acids)
Molecular function (GO): zinc ion binding
Source: RefSeq, a predicted model, not a curated record
UUUAAUAAAAAGAAAUGUUAAGAUGAAUGGAAUAUGAAGAAAAUUGAAAUACAUUUCAUUUUUUAUGAUAAAAUUUGUAAUGGAAUGAUUUUCUUUGAAUUAUUAUUUUUCUUUGUGAAAUUGAUGGAAUGAGCAUUUUAUUGCAUUCGUUAUAAAUGGUAAAACAAUUUACGGAAUGUUUGACCCAAAACAGUGUAUGGAAUGAAUGGAAUAGAACAUUUCACAUUAUUUCAUUCCAAAAAUUGAAAUUGAAAAUUCAAUUACAGCCAAAAUAUUUGAAGCACCGUAGAAUUCAAAUAUGGUUAUGGUUGCAAUAAACCAGUUAUAUCAGUCAACCAGAUAUAUCGAUAAACCAAUCGAUUAACAUAUAAUAAUAUAGCUAUUUGUAUACUACAAAUUUUUUUAUUUUUUUUAUUUUAUUGUUAAAUUUACUAUUAAAACAAAAUUUCUUGGUUCUGUUAAUUUUAAAUAAAAUAUUUUAUUGAUACACCUAUUUUAUAGAUUUUAUUCAUUUAGUACUAUAAAUGACAAUAAUCUAUUUUUGUUUGUUGCUCGAAAAUCUAUUUUUGUUUUGUAGAGAAAAAUUUUAGUGAUUUUUUUUUUAAUUUUUAUGUCAUAUAAAACCCGUUAAGUGAUUUUUGAUUAUGAUUUUCCGAUCUAACGAUUAGUUAUGACUUAUAUAGAAAAUAAAUAGUGUUGUAUUUGCGUCAUUUUAAUAAGGGUAUUAGCAUGAAUAUUUAAGAUUUGCGGAAUAUACUUAAGAUAUCACUUAAAAAUUCCGUCUAAAGUGAGUUAAAUAAUCUAAAUCCGCCAUUAAAUUAAGCAAACCUAUGUGUUUUACAAGUCUUAAGUAAAUCCGCACACUCUGAUUCAAAGAUGACUUUUUACUUCUUUUAUCAAUAAUAUAGCUUUUACAUUUAUAGUUCGAUUAAAAAUAUUAGACCAUUUCCACUAAAACUCUAUAUUAGUGUGAUUUUGACACAAAAACUUUUUCUAAUCCAACGCUAAAAAUAAUAUCAUUUUAGUUCAAUACUAUAAUUUCACAUCAAAUUUAGGGUGAUACUAUUUACCACACUAAAACACUAUUCACUCCACUAAAAUACUAUUCACUUAUUUUAUCAAUAAAAUAGACAAUUAAAAAAAUGACAAAAACAUAAAUACAUAUAAUAUUAUAAAACAGUUUUUAGUGUGAAAUUUGGUAUUGUGGUCGGAGAAGAACUUUUUUAGUGCUGAAAUUGUGUGGUUUUGAUACUAAAAUAGUGUUAUAGAUUGCUGAUGCCCGCUUUUUGUAAGUGGAUAUCACAAUUGUUUGAAUUUGUCGCCCUAUUUCUCUCUCGGGCCCGACAAUCGAGGAGCCGACAGUUAUCAUCUCUCUCGACGCCGGCGAGGCCUCUGGCCGCUGGCGUCGGGUCCUCUGCUCUGCCUCCUGUUACUCAUCGUCUUUAGCUUGCUUACCACCGUGUUCUACUCGUUUCCGCCACUCGUGUCUUCGUUUCCGCCACUCGUGUCUUCGUUUCGGAGUUUGGGACACCGGAUCCGUAACCUUCUAGGGGUUUCCCCACUUCUCCAUCAUGCAGGUCAGCUUCAGUCACCCCCAAACCUCUAGAUCUAAGCCUCUUCGAUAGUGUCGUCCGCCAUAUCCGCCGUCUCUACCACAUCUAGUGCUCGGUCGCAGUACUCUAUACCCUUGUGUAUGUGGAGUUCAACUGUUUUCCAAGGUUUUGGUACCGAUAUCGUGCUACCUGAGAAGGACGUGCCCCCCACGAACCUCUCCCACCAGAUCCAGCUCGACAAACGCAAGUGUUGACGGUCCUCUCCGGGAUUCCGAGGAGAUCCACUGUACCGCUCUUCCGCUCUGUCUGUUUGUAAGACCCAUCCCCUCCGGUGGCCCAAGCUCGCCGAUCGCUGAAGCGGACCGUCCCUUAGACGGCUGUGUAUCCAUCGCCGCCGGAGUUCCCAUCUCUAUCGCAUGUAUCCUCUACUUUCCGUCACACAGUCGAUCGUCUUGGGUUGGGCCAAGGGUGAUUUCUUAUUGGGUCUGGACUGCUGAGUUCUAUAAUUGUAGCCCACAAACCAGCUACACAAAACCAGGAAAUACGGUACUGCUCUUGAAGGUCCUGAUUGUGCUAAUUUAUUUGAAAAAUGUGGUUUUGAUAUUGGCUUGGUUGAUAAAAAUUUCCAGUGGAUUCACCAGAACCUUAAAUUUGCGUAUAAUUGCAUAUUAUCUUAUUAAGAAGAGUUUAUCGGUGGAUUCACCGAGACAGAUUCCAUUUCACUCUUCCUCGUCUUUUGAAGAGAGGACUUUUACACCAUACUUUCUUUCCAUGGAAGAAGAUGAUUUCUUGGCUUCACUGCCGAGCAUUGGCUUCAGCUUUACCACCGGUUUGUUAUUUUGCGUAGCGGUCUGUACGGGGCCAGAAGAUGCAACCGAGAUUAACAUGUGUUGUCUCGCAGGUGAGAGUUGGCCCUCAACGUCAUAUCAUUUUACUAAGUUUAAGCUGUCCGACUGUGUUGGAUAUGCCCCAUCGACGCAUCCAAGCCUUGUCUUGAAUUCGCUGUCAUCUUCCUUUGAAGACCUAUCUUUCUUAAUUUGGAUUGUUAUCGUAGCUUAUGCUUUUUAUCAAAGAGGAUGGAUAAUUCCCUCUUGUAUUUGUAAUCAAGAAAGUUAAUGAAUGAAAGUAAGUCUGUGUUCAAAAAAAAAAAGAUUGCUGAUGCCCUUAUAAUUUAGAUCAUUUAAAAAAAAUCUUCUACAUUUUUUCCACUAAAAUUUCAUUACUUCUAUCAAAAUUACAAAAUUAAAGUCAUAAAGAAUAAUGGAGCGUAAAUUAUUACACAAACAGAUACAUGCAUGACUCAUAUGCUAGAAAAAGGUAUUAAAAUCUUCUCCAUGUUGACGAAUCUUCAGCUUCUAAAUGAGACCGAACUAUGACAGAGAGAUCAUUGGAAUGUGGACUCAACCAAAACUGGGAAGAAAUCCAAAUUACUAGUAUAAAACCCUAUCUAAUAGCGCCUAGGCCUAAUCAUCCCAUCAGCAGUCAGUAACAAGAUCUGCCCCCACUUUUGAGAAUGCCUCCUCCCCUGAGAAACCCCGACCACCGUUCCCCGAAGAGGCCACGGUUCCCUCUUCCUCCUCCCGUCCCUGAAGAGGAGGAAGAAGAAGAAGACGAGUUCAGCGACGUUAGUGCCGAUGACGAGGAGGAUUGCAGCGACGAAAGCGCCGAUGACGAAGAAGAUGACGUCGAAGUAGUCGCUGUCGUUACGGUAGCGGAGGCUCAAUCAAGAAGAUCCGUUGGCAGCAGCAGCAGCAACCCUAGCUCCCCCGUUAAGCUGAACAGCUCUGAGAUUCUCGAUUGUCCCACUUGCUUAGAGCCACUCAGGGGACCCAUCUAUCAGUGUGUGAAUGGGCAUAUAACUUGUUCUCCGUGCCUCCCCAGAGUCUAUAAGCAAUGCCCUGUCUGUAGGAUACCCAUCGGGAACAUCAGAUGCAGAGCCAUGGAGAUGGUCAUUGAAUCAUCUGCUGUCCCCUGUCGUUACGCCAUCUACGGGUGUAAAGAAACCACGUUGUAUGGGGACCAAGCACAUGAGAAGGUGUGUCCGUACAUCCGUUGCCAGUGCCCCGUAACGAACUGCAGCUACACCGGCGCCUACAAGGAGGUCGAAGCCCACGCUCGUCUUCAGCACUCUUGGGACGUGGAACACCUCAUCCCGUUCGUGUUCAACACCCCUCAGAUAUUUAGCAUCAACCUGGCUAGGACCAGUAGGGCAGUUUUUCAGGAAGAGAAGGAGGGUGAUAUGAUUGUGGUCCAGACUUUCAAAAGGACGAACGGUGGUGUUUGUGUGACCGUGAGCCAUAUCGCGCCUUUGUCUCUUGGAUUACGCAACCUCUCGUGCAGUCUUGCUAAGCUCAAUGCGUAUACCACACUGAGGCUUGGGGUGAUGGUGAAGAAAAUCCAGAAACUGAGAGAGCAGGAAGAGCCCAGGGAGGACUUCCUGUUUAUUCCGGAUUAUAUGUUGAGUGAUAAUCACUUGAAGAUGCAGAUUUGCGUAGGAAGUGAAUUUAAGUAUGUUCAUAUCUGAGGAAGAAGUGAUGAUGAUUGCUCAUCUUGAAGAUGCAGAUUUGCUGGCAUGUGAUUGUCUGUAGUCAGCUGCAGUGUUUUGCGCAACUCUUUUGACCUUAGUGUUUUAUUGCUUAUGAUUGUAGUGUUAUGCAGUGCCGUUUUAAUGUUAUACAUGGCCCUAAGCCAAUUUUAAAAUUAUGUCUUUUAUAUAAAAUUUAUCUAAUAUUAUAAACCAAUUAAAAUGCAAAAAUAAUUUGAAACUUCAUAAAAGUACUCUAAAAAGAAAGAUGAAUGAAAUGGUAUUUAUUUAUUUUUUAAAAAACUUAAAAUUUCAUUAACAAUAGAAUACAAUCAACUGUUUAUAAGAAAUGGUAAAUUUAAAACAAUCAAAUAUAAUUUUCUUACAUUUUUCCUAUAAAACCGUUCAAAAAAUUCCCUAUAAUCAAAUAUUUUAAUCAGUGUUUUGAUAAUAUUAUUGUUUCAAAAAAUUAAGUAUUUCAAUAGGAUUUCUAACUUCUUAUGGUAUCAGAAAAUCUUUAGUUCUAUAAAAAAAUCAUCACCAAUUAUUAAUAAAUAUUCUUCUAAC